CUCACCCCAGAAGAAUGACCUCCACCAUAAGACCAUCCUCACCCUAGAAGAAUGACCACCACCAUAAGACCACCCUCAUACCCAGAAGAAUGAACACCACCAUAAGACCACCCUCACUCCAGAAGAAUGAUCCCCACCGUAAGACCACCCUCACCCACAGAAGAAUGAUCACCACCAUAAGACCACCCCAACCCAGAAGAAUGACCACCACCAUAAGACCAUCCUCAUCCCCAGAAGAAUGAUCACCACCAUAAGACCACCCUCACCCACAGAAGAAUGAUCACCACCAUAAGACCACCCCAACCCAGAAGAAUGAUCACCACCAUAAGACCAUCCUCAUCCCCAGAAGAAUGAUCACCACCAUAAGACCACCCUCACCCCCAGAAAUGUGUUACAGUGUGUCACCCCGGUAGUAAGGAGAUUACAUGGGGAGGGUGUUUGCUACAUUGUGUCACUGGUUCUGUGAUUCAGGCUCCUUUUAUUCAGGACUAUCCCCUCUAGCUGAUCCAGUUGUCUCCUCUUCCCCUCCAGCUGAUCCAGUUGUCUCCUCUUCCCCUGAAAGACCCCCAAGGAUGGACAAGGACAGGAAUGAGACGACUAAGAGAAUAUUACACUUCACCUUGGAGAUCCUCCACCUGCUGACCGGAGAGGAUUACACCAUAGUGAAGAAGACAUGGGGGGAGUGUGUGGCCCCCAGCAGCCAUCUCCAUGAGUCAGGAGGACGGAGCAGGGCCCGGGGCCCCAUCACAGAGCCUCCACCUCACUCACUGAUACAUGAGGAGAAGAUCCUAGAACUCAUCCACAAGAUCACUGAGCUGCUGACUAGAGAGGUUCCUAUAAGGUGUCAGGAUGUGGCGGUCUAUUUCUCCAUGGAGGAGUGGGAGUAUGUAGAAGGACACAAGGAUCUGUACCAGGACAUGAUGGAGGACCACCGGCCCCUCACAUCACAAGAUGGAGUCAUUGAUAGAAAUCCACCCGAGAGGUGUCCCUGCCCUCUGUAUUCCCAGGACUGUCCAGAGGGAAAUGUCCCAGAGAAGCAUCAGGGUGAAGAUCUGAUGUGUAUUAAGGUUGAGGUUAAAGAUGAACCAGAAGAGGAGACGGAUUUGGGGGCCGAUCAGCAGUAUGGAGUCAUUGAUAGAAAUCCACCCGAGAGGUGUCCCCGCCCUCUGUAUUCCCAGGACUGUCCAGAGGGAAAUGUCCCAGAGAAGCAUCAGGGGGGAGAUCUGACUAAUAAUAAAGUGGAGGAUGAAGAAGAGAGGAUGAGGGGCCAUCACCCGUGUAUGAGGGAAGUGAAGGAGGAAAUUCCAGGAGGUGUUACCCCAGUUAAUCCCAGUAAGAAUACUGAGGGCAAUGUCAUGUUAUCUGUGAGUGACAAAGGAGAAGAUGGAGAGAUCAUGGAGCGCUGCUCAGGAGAAGAUGGAGAGAUCAGGGAGCGAUACGCAGGAGAAGAUGGAGAGAUCAUGGAGCGAUACGCAGGAGAAGAUGGAGAGAUCAUGGAGCGAUACGCAGGAGAAGAUGGAGAGAUCAUGGAGCGCUCCUCAGGAAAAGAUGGAGAGAUCAUGGAGCGAUACGCAGGAGAAGAUGGAGGGAUCAUGGAGCGAUACGCAGCAGAAGAUGGAGAGAUCAUGGAGCGCUCCUCAGGAGAAGACCUCCUUACCCCUAAUGUCCAUCCAGAUCUAUUAUAUAAUAAUCCCCCUGAUCCUGGGGAACCUUCUCCUGACCAACCACACAUUGUUACCACAAAGACAGAGAAGAAAAGGAUCCAAUGUGAUGAAUGUGGGAAAUGGUUUACACAAAGAUCAACUCUUUUUACUCAUAGAAGAAUUCACACAGGAGAGAAACCGUAUUCAUGUUCAGAAUGUGGAAAAUGCUUUACAACUAAAUACAUGCUUGUUAUACACAAAAGAAUUCACACAGGAGAGAAGCCAUAUUCAUGUUCAGAAUGUGGUAAAUGCUUUUCACACAAAACAAAUCUUGUUAGACAUGUGAGAAGUCACACAGGAGAGAGGCCACAUUCAUGUUCAGAAUGUGAGAAAUGUUUUACAAGUAAAGAUGACCUAAUAAAACAUGAAAGAUGUCACACAGGAGAGAAGCCCUAUUCAUGUCCAGUCUGUGAAAAAUGUUUUGCUUAUAGAUCAAAUCUUGCUAUACAUGAGAGAACUCACACAGGAGUGAAGCCAUAUUCAUGCUCAGAAUGUGGGAAAUGUUAUACACACAAAUCACAACUCGUUAUACAUCAGAGACAUCACACAGGAGAAAAGCCGUUUUCAUGUUCUGAAUGUGGGAAAUGUUAUACACAAAAAAUACGACUUGUUAAACAUAUGGUAUGUCACACAGGAGAGAAGCCGUAUUCAUGUUCAGAAUGUGGGAGAUGUUUUACAGAUAAAUCAGAUCAUGUUAGACAUGAGAGAAGUCACACAGGAAUGACAACAUUUGUAAACUCAUCGCAUCAUUUCCUCCAGGAAUGGAGGGAGAUUCACAAAGAUCAUGCAUUGCGGUUAACAAAACUUAUUCUAUCCCGAACUGAGAAGGAGUACUCUACGGUGACAGAGGAACUUCUUAAAGCUAAAAUGGAGCUCAAAACUCGUCUGUCAGAAACCCAGUAUGCUAAUUUAAUAAAACGGAUUGAAAAACGCCUCAUACCUAUUCAAGCCAAAUUAAAGGAAAAGAAAAAAGAUAAAUUUCUUUGGGACAAACUGGACUACGAUUCAGGAAAAAUAUUUGAUUGGCAACCAAGACAACCCCGUAGAAGACGCCCAAGACCUCCUCAGAGACAAAAAGAGUAUUGGACCACCGACUCGGGCUCUGACUCCAGGGGAGGGGUUGAUCGAGAAGGAGCAGUGACUAUUUCCUCAUCCAGUCAAAUGACUGAAGCUAUCACCCCAUGUAAAUUCACUACCGUUCGGACAAUUGUCCACUUGAGACAUAUCAACUGUGACAUGAAUAUUUUUGAUUCUCAGGCCGAGGAACUCUUACAGAGGCUACGUGAUAAGAACUAUCCUGAAGCAAUGCUGCAAGAAGCUUAUAAACGGAAGUUUGUGGAGUUGCUUGCGGCCUUUACGUCCUGUCAGAUUCUGAUGGUUUCCAUGGUGGAUGAGCUUCCACAAGAGUUUGUGAUCCUUCGCCACGAGAUGCAAAAAUUGUGUGAGCGCACUGACGAGGUGGAGUGCCGAGUCUCUGCGGUUGAGGAUACUCUUCAGCCUCUGCAUGAGCAGAUGGCGUCUUUACAGCGACAAAUUACAGAUAUUCCGAUGGGUCUUGUAUUCUUUCUAAGAGACUUGUCGCUUACUCCUUUGUUACCGGCUCAGGUGGAUGCUUUAGAUGCCCCCUUUACUGCGGAGGAGGUUAUGCUUGCUAUUGCUACUUUACCUAAGGGGAAGACACCGGGUUUGGAUGGUAUGGUUGGGGACUGGUACAGGAUGAAUGCGGAGCGACUGGUGCCCAUUAUGCUGAAUCUUUUUAGAGUUGCUUCAGAGUCUGGGAUGUUGCCGUACUCUAUGCGAGAGGCCCUCAUUGUAGUUCUUUCUAAGCCAGGUUGUGGUCGGGAGCCCUCCCUGGCAGAAGUUGGGAUCCUGAGAAUCUUAUAUCAAGCCAGGAAGUUGAUCGCACAGUUUUGGAUCAGAUCCUCUCCUCCGGGAGUGGCUGAUCUCAUUGCAAGAGUAGCUCACAUAGUGAAACUUGAAAAGGGGAUCUAUACUAAGCGCAAAGUGGAGAGGAAGUUUGAUGGUGUCUGGGGUCCCUGGGUGCAAAGCUUUGAUCCCCCUGCAGAAGUGAGGUCUCCAGAACUGACCACCAUAGUGAAGAAGACAUGGGGGGAGUGUGUGGCCCCCAGCAGCCAUCUCCAUGAGUCAGGAGGACGGAGCAGGUCCCGGGGCCCCAUCAUGGAGCCUCCACCUCUCUCACUGAUACAUGAGGAGAAGAUCCUAGAACUCAUCCACAGGAUCACUGAGCUGCUAACUAGAGAGGUUCCUAUAAGGUGUCAGGAUGUGGCGGUCUAUUUCUCCAUGGAGGAGUGGGAGUAUGUAGAAGGACACAAGGAUCUGUACCAGGACAUAGUCAUGAUGGAGGAUCACCGGCCCCUCACAUCACAAGAUGGAGUCAUUGAUAGAAAUCCACCCGAGAGGUGUCCCUGCCCUCUGUAUUCCCAGGACUGUCCAGAGGGAAAUGUCCCAGAGAAGCAUCAUGGUGAAGAUCUGAUGUGUAUUAAGGUUGAGGUUAAAGAUGAACCAGAAGAGGAGACGGAUUUGGGGGCCGAUCAGCAGUAUGGAGUCAUUGAUAGAAAUCCACCCGAAAGGUGUCCCCGCCCUCUGUAUUCCCAGGACUGUCCAGAGGGAAAUGUCCCAGAGAAGCAUCAGGGGGGAGAUCUGACUAAUAAUAAAGUGGAGGAUGAAGAAGAGAGGAUGAGGGGCCAUCACCCGUGUAUGAGGGAAGUGAAGGAGGAAAUUCCAGGAGGUGUUAUCCCAGUUAAUCCCAGUAAGAAUACUGAGGGCAAUGUCAUGUUAUCUGUGAGUGACAAAGGAGAAGAUGGAGAGAUCAUGGAGCGCUGCUCAGGAGAAGAUGGAGAGAUCAUGGAGCGCUCCUCAGGAGAAGAUGGAGAGAUCAUGGAGCGCUCCUCAGGAGAAGAUGGAGAGAUCAUGGAGCGCUCCUCAGGAGAAGAUGGAGAGAUCAUGGAGCGCUCCUCAGGAGAAGACCUCCUUACCCCUAAUGUCCAUCCAGAUCUAUUAUAUAAUAAUCCCCCUGAUCCUGGGGAACCUUCUCCUGACCAACCACACAUUGUUACCACAAAGACAGAGAAGAAAAGGAUCCAAUGUGAUGAAUGUGGGAAAUGGUUUACACAAAGAUCAACUCUUUUUACUCAUAGAAGAAUUCACACAGGAGAGAAACCAUAUUCAUGUUCAGAAUGUGGAAAAUGCUUUACAACUAAAUACAUGCUUGUUAUACACAAAAGAAUUCACACAGGAGAGAAGCCAUAUUCAUGUUCAGAAUGUGGUAAAUGCUUUACACACAAAACAAAUCUUGUUAGACAUGUGAGAAGUCACACAGGAGAGAGGCCACAUUCAUGUUCAGAAUGUGAGAAAUGUUUUACAAGUAAAGAUGACCUAAUAAAACAUGAAAGAUGUCACACAGGAGAGAAGCCCUAUUCAUGUCCAGUCUGUGAAAAAUGUUUUGCUUAUAGAUCAAAUCUUGCUAUACAUGAGAGAACUCACACAGGAGUGAAGCCAUAUUCAUGUUCAGAAUGUGGGAAAUGUUAUACACAAAAAUCACAACUGGUUAUACAUCAGAGACAUCACACAGGAGAAAAGCCGUAUUCAUGUUCUGAAUGUGGGAAAUGUUAUUCACAAAAAUUACGACUUGUUAAACAUAUGGUAUGUCACACAGGAGAGAAGCCGUAUUCAUGUUCAGAAUGUGGGAGAUGUUUUACAGAUAAAUCAGAUCAUGUUAGACAUGAGAGAAGUCACACAGGAGCGACAACAUUUGUAAACUCAUCGCAUCGUAUUGUAUAGUGUUGAGCGAAAACAUUUCAUUUUACAGAAGACUCUUUGGAGUUCUUUGAAGCCAAAGUUUUUGGUAUUUGUUGUUGGUAAAUGUGGCCAAUAUAGGAGCAACUAUUGUACUGAAUUAGGAGCACAUGGAGAAUAGAUGUAGAAACACGUAACUCUGAGGGCCCGGUCAGGGGUUCGCAACAGGACGAAUUCCUCAUCCAAUUGCCGAAGAACUUUAUAGCCCAGUGAGACACGUUAUUGGAAGUCCUGGUCUCCCCUAUUAUAUAAUGAAGUCAUCCAAAAACUAUUGAUCUGUGCUGACUGUAAUAUGGAAAUCAUUUAUUUUAUAUGUAAUGCACCAAGGGGAGUCUCUCUAUUCGAGAGUGCGAUAUACUGUGUGUAAUAAAUAAUGUGAGAUAAUUGUGUAGUAUUUUGCACCA
This is a messenger RNA of Hyla sarda, 5923 nucleotides long. RefSeq lists its product as uncharacterized. Gene Ontology annotation, biological process: regulation of transcription by RNA polymerase II. The transcript has 20 exons. The record is from RefSeq and is a predicted model, not a curated record. Gene Ontology annotation, molecular function: RNA polymerase II cis-regulatory region sequence-specific DNA binding; DNA-binding transcription factor activity. Bases 426 to 5504 code for a protein of 1692 amino acids. Lineage: Eukaryota; Metazoa; Chordata; Amphibia; Anura; Hylidae.